Molecule: messenger RNA, 534 nt
Organism: Candidozyma auris
Lineage: Eukaryota; Fungi; Ascomycota; Pichiomycetes; Serinales; Metschnikowiaceae
Product: mitochondrial 37S ribosomal protein uS12m
Exons: 1
Coding region: 1-534 (177 amino acids)
Biological process (GO): translation
Cellular component (GO): small ribosomal subunit; ribosome
Molecular function (GO): structural constituent of ribosome
Source: RefSeq, a predicted model, not a curated record
AUGCUUAAAACCUUGUUUCUGGGUAGGCUUGCGCUGGUUGCAAGGCCUGUUCUUGCUUCUGCGCCUGCUACGUCCUACUUGUCAACAAUACGCAACAACAUCCCGCUUUCAACCACAAGUAUUCCAUCUGGCAUAAACAGCUGCCAAAAGAGAUUUGCGACUUUGAACCAAAUAAGAUUCGGAAAACAGGGUUUCCCUGUCAAGGAUAAUGUCCCAAAGGCGCCCCAUUUGCAGGGUAAUCCAUUUAAAAAAGGCGUUGUCGUGAGAGUGAUGAUCUUGAAACCCAAGAAGCCCAACUCAGCUCAAAGAAAGUGUUGUAGAGUAAGACUCUCCACUGGCAAUGUCAUCUCUGCUUUGAUUCCAGGUGAAGGUCAUAACGUUCAAGAACAUCAUGUGGUGCUUGUUAGGGGAGGCAGAGUUCAAGAUCUUCCGGGUGUGAAGUAUAGACUAGUGAGAGGAGCAUUGGAUUUGGCAGGUGUGGCCAACAGAACAACUUCACGUUCCAAAUACGGUGUCAAAAAGCCAAAGGACUAG